UUUAACACAAAGCUUCAAACGGUAGUGAGAGAACAACUGACUGCGGAAGGACAUCCAUUACCUUCAGAAGUUACCAUAGCAUAUAAUUUUGAAACAAACUCAAUAGAUUUUAAAGUCAUCUCUGCAAAGAAGUCAGGAUUUACAUUUAAUGAAGCAGAUGUAUAUUCGAAUGAAAACUUCAAAGCUAUUGCAUGGUUAGAUAAUGACGAUUGCUUUAAGAAAAUAUUUAAAUACAGUGACUCAACGAUGUCAAUAGAUGACCUUCGUGGAAUGUUACCAUCGACGUUUACAGUAGAAGGUUCAGCAGGAUUGCUUACAAGAUUGUCAAUUGGUGGUAUUUGGUCUCGUGAGAACAUUGUUAUAAAAUCCAGUAUAAGUGAAUUUGCUGAAGAAUCUAUAUUAUGUCUUUCAAACUACAUGUAUUCGCCGCCGAAGCAUUAUAGUAUAACAAACUUUGUCAGUAAGUUUAACAUAAGACUUGUCGAACCUUCUUCAAUGAAAGAUGUUGUGCUACCUAAAGAUGGAAAGGAUGGACUCAUUAUUGAGAUGAUUUUAAUUGCAUAUUAA
Trichomonas vaginalis G3 is the source of this 567-nucleotide messenger RNA. RefSeq lists its product as uncharacterized. The record is from RefSeq and is a predicted model, not a curated record. NCBI's taxonomy places the organism in Eukaryota, Parabasalia, Trichomonadida, Trichomonadidae. The annotation marks the transcript as partial. The transcript has a single exon.